Molecule: messenger RNA, 1290 nt
Organism: Numida meleagris (helmeted guineafowl)
Lineage: Eukaryota; Metazoa; Chordata; Aves; Galliformes; Numididae
Product: hemoglobin subunit epsilon
Exons: 5
Coding region: 799-1242 (147 amino acids)
Biological process (GO): hydrogen peroxide catabolic process; oxygen transport
Cellular component (GO): haptoglobin-hemoglobin complex; hemoglobin complex; blood microparticle
Molecular function (GO): heme binding; organic acid binding; haptoglobin binding
Source: RefSeq, a predicted model, not a curated record
GAUCUGCUUCUGGAAAGCAAACCUGCAAGCCUCUGUCUGGGCAGGCACAGCUCUGGGAGGUUUGCACUGGAGCUGUGUCUGUAGGAAUGAUUUUUCUCGCUGACACAGAGGGGUCAUAUAUUUAAGAGAGAAUAAACGAAGAGAAGGCUUUAAUCCAGCCUGGCUCAUUUCUGGCAUUCAGCCUCCCCGAAAGGAGCUGACUCAUGCUAGCCCAGCAGCCAGCUGGGUGGGGGCAGGUUGCAGAUAAACAUUUUGCUAUCAAGACUUGCACAGACCUUGUUUAUGCACUUCUUCACCCUACGCUGCCCAUUCUGCAGUUCUGGGUGGGGAAAGAGAGAGGGUUAAUCCUGUCAAUAGUAGUAACUAUUAAUAAUGUUCUGGAACUAAAAAUCUAUUGGUGUCAUUUGUAUGCAAAGCUAUUGAGGUGUUUAAACGUGCACAGCACAGGGCUCCAUAGGGCAGGGCUGUUCUUGGCAUGGGAGCACUGCUCAUCCCGUUGAGAUGAGCAUGGGGCAGUAAAAGCAGCUGCUGCUGGUAGGACCUGCUGCUUUUUAAGGGGAAACAGAGGGGACGAACCAAGAACCUCCAGCACCAGAAGACGAAGCAGGAGAGCCCCCUUGUUGUCUGAAGAGCGGAUUCAUCACCCAGUGCGCACACAGACCCCCACCCGUCCCAGCCAAUGACCCCACAGCGCGGGGUGGGGAGGAGCUGCUGGCAGCGGAUAAAAGCCCCCGGGGUCUGCAGCUCAGCUCCAAGCUCCGUGUGCUCCCACAGCCGCACGCCAACCCCACCGCCACCAUGGUGCACUGGUCCGCCGAGGAGAAGCAGCUCAUCACCAGCGUCUGGGGCAAAGUCAACGUGGAGGAAUGCGGCGCCGAAGCCCUGGCCAGGCUGCUGAUCGUCUACCCCUGGACCCAGAGAUUCUUUGCAUCCUUUGGGAACCUCUCCAGCCCCACCGCCAUCAUGGGCAACCCCAGGGUCCGCGCUCAUGGUAAGAAAGUGCUGAGCUCCUUUGGGGAAGCCGUGAAGAACCUGGACAACAUCAAGAACACCUACGCCAAGCUGUCGGAGCUGCACUGUGACAAGCUGCACGUGGACCCCGAGAACUUCAGGCUCCUGGGGGACAUCCUGAUCAUCGUCCUGGCCUCCCACUUUGCGAGGGAUUUCACCCCCGCCUGCCAGUUUGCCUGGCAGAAGCUGGUCAACGUCGUGGCUCACGCUCUGGCCCGCAAGUACCACUGAGCUGCAGCACGGCUGUGGCCAUAGCCCCCAAUAAAUGCCUGGAACGCA